Messenger RNA from Volvox carteri f. nagariensis, 486 nucleotides. RefSeq lists its product as uncharacterized. The transcript has a single exon. The record is from RefSeq and is a predicted model, not a curated record. The coding region runs from base 1 to 486 and encodes 161 amino acids. Lineage: Eukaryota; Viridiplantae; Chlorophyta; Chlorophyceae; Chlamydomonadales; Volvocaceae.
AUGGCCUCUUUAUUCCUUACAAGGAAUAUAUUAAAAAAACACUGUGUGGCUGUCCUCUUCAGGUUCGACAUUCAGUCACAAACUUAUGCGGACACAGACACACUGUCUCUUUACUUUACGAAGGCCAAACAAAGUGUCAUCACCAACACGGACCAUAUCACCACUGGUAUCGUCGCUGACUAUGACAACCAUGGAAAGCUGGUCUCACUGGAUAUACGUGCAGCUUCAAAGAAGACAUCAUGCCACUUCUUCAACACUGGAGCAGAGGUGGAUGGCAAGCCGCCACUGGCCGUCAACUGGCAUUACAACACUGAGUACCAACAACUUGUGGUGCUCCUCAGCUUGCAGGAUGUAAGCAUCAUUACCAACAUCAUGGAGACCGAUGAUCCGAAUGUCUCAUUGGGUAUGGACCUAAUAGGCAAGCUCUGUGCGGUCUACGUGUCAAACCCUGUGUCCAACACUUUCACUGCUGCCAAAAUGGACUGA